Cyclopterus lumpus (lumpfish) is the source of this 4129-nucleotide messenger RNA. It is a transcript of the gene tmem51a, whose product is annotated as transmembrane protein 51a. The transcript is spliced from 3 exons. The record is from RefSeq and is a predicted model, not a curated record. Bases 343 to 1176 code for a protein of 277 amino acids. Lineage: Eukaryota; Metazoa; Chordata; Actinopteri; Perciformes; Cyclopteridae.
AGUGCUGCUUCGCGGAGUUUCUUCUUUUCUUCUUGUUGUAUCGUUGAAAUGUUACUCAAAGUUUCACAGUAGCCGAAGUUCUUAAAGGUUGUGGAAAGUUUUUCUUUUGCGCCGCUUCGGGCUACGGAUCCCGGCGUGGUCAAAGUAAGCAACCAGAGAGUCAGUCAGCAGCAAACCCGCCCAGUGUGUGAGGUUUCUGUCCAGCGGACACUGGCUGUGUGUUAGACACACGAAUAACAACUGCUCGUGGAAAGGAAUCAAACGCGCAGGAAGCCCAAUGUCACCGCUACACUUUUCUGACCUCACUGGAGCUGGUCUCACUGAAGGUUAGGGACUGACAAGAUGCGUUCCAGUGUGGAUGGACCAGUAAGCCCCCUUGGCAGAGAAGGCACGGGCAACAACAACAACAAUAACAAUAACAACAACAACACCACCACCAAUGAAAACAGUGGAAACUCAGGUUCCCAGUACGCACUAUGUGCUCUGGGCGUUGGGCUUGUUGCCCUUGGUAUUGUGAUGAUUGUGUGGAGCGUGGUACCUGCAGACGCGGCCAGUAACAACAGCAGCAGCAGUUCGGGAGGAGGUGGAAAUACAAGUGGCAGGAAACAUAAAGCGUCUUCCGUGGCCUUUGUCCUGGUGGGGUCCGGGGUGGUCAUGCUGCUGCUGUCUUUGUGUCUGGGAAUGAGGAACAAACAGCGGGAGCAGCAGAGGCUUCAGGAGGCCCACAACCGUGGAGGAGCGGCAGCAAGGGAGCAGGAGGAAAGACAAACUGCUGAGGAACAAGCCCACCGUUACGCUGUACCCAGCUAUGAAGAGGCAGUAGGCAGUGGCCAGUACCCUGUCCGUCAGAGCAACCUUCGCCCCAGCACCUCUCAGCUACCGUCCUACGAUGACCUUGUCCAAGUUGAUGGGGUGCAGUAUGAAUCCGAGGGGUCGGAGGUCACAACUACCGGAUCACAGACUGCUCCGGCUCCAACUGCUCCCUCUGCUGUUGCUUCCACAUCAAAUCGUAGACCCGUGAAAAAUGGCCGCAAGCUCCUCCCUAUCAAGAUCCGCAGGAUUAAAUCAGAGAAGAUGCACAUGAAAAACAUUGAUAACUCUCUUCCAGCUACUGGAUUCAGUAUAGAGCCACUUACCCCACCGCCGCAGUACGAGGAUAAAAUGCCGCCGCUUUAAGAUCAAGAUGAUCGUGUUUCAAACAAUCUACUGAAAUUCCUGGAAUCCUCCGUGAUCACCGUUUGUGGAUCUGGAUCUGUGUUUUUAUACCGAGACUUGAAGAUGGCACUUCAUGCAAAAGAAAUACGCUGUGGCACUUUUUACAAGAAUAUUGUACAGUAUUAGUUGUAAUACAUAACUCAUGCCACAUCACUCCAAAGCAUUGAACAGAGAAAUCAACAUGGUUUUCAAAUUCUGGAUCCCUGAAACCGAUACAGUCAGAUAGUCAUGGGCAUAGUUGCCGGGAACCCUCCUCACUGUGACAGAUUUAAAAAGCACACACCAAAUGCACUUCACCCUGAUGUCAAAGUCCUUUUCUGUUCAUGCAUUAUCUUUAUGUGUUACACUGUGCACCGACUGUACAGGCGAGGUGACGGUGAGAGAGAUCGUACAACAUCAUUGAGCGGCUAUAUGUGCACACUUCAAUAGAUCAUUUAUUGAAGUGGCUGCUGUUUUGGACAGGGUUUCACCCGUGGAGGGUUUGGAUUACUACUGCCAGCGGUUUACUAAAUGUAGGCUCCGUGGUGAGUGACUGAGCAUCGUAUGGACUCAGCUGACACGACCUGAUGUGGCAUCCUACACAAAAACUCCCUCAUUGUCAACAAUAGGGUCUCUCCUGGUCCUCUAGAGCUAUGCGGAAAAUGAGAGAUGCGUUUGUAGUGCUGACCGGUGUUGGAGAGAGUCUACUGUGUUUUGUAUUCGCUUCUGUUGCAUUGUCUUGUUUUUGGUUCUGGGGUUUUUCUUUAUCUGCCGCCUAGAAACGCUGAAACAUGGCACUGGGGUUUGCUUUACAUAUUCUAAGAGGGGAUAUCUAUUGGACAGCAGACUUCUACUUAUGAUCAAGAAUAAACAAAGCUUUGUUAGCAUUUGUCAGCUACAGCUCCCAUGACUCUUAGCCAUAGGCACUCUCCCAAAACCUAGUCGGAAUUGUAGUUGUUGAAUACUAUCAAAAUGUCACUUAUUUGUUCUUACUUAGAACAUCAAGGCACUCAAACGUUACUGUAUAGUAAAGUAUAUUUGAAGAGAAAACCCAAGUGUUAUGUUUCUCAUAAGACAAAACCCUGUACAGGACAUGGUAUGGUGAAAUGGACUGGAGGCUAGCUUGAAAUUGGGGUGGGAUUUCAGCUGUUUACGAUUUUACGGUUGUGGAUAUUUCUUUACUGAGCAGGACGUGGUCCAACAUCCCUAAAUGGCUGCAUUUUAGUGUGUUGUUUCAUUGAAUACGCCAUGGUAUCAUUACUUCCUUAUAGCUGUAUGGAGGAACUCUGACCUAUUAUGGGCACACAGAUGCUAAAGCGAAGUUGUGUGUCUAUUAUAACGGGUCAAUAAUAGUCCAAAUAUUGCUUGCUUUUUGGAAACAGCCGUGGCUUCCGCUUACUAUUGACCCGUGUGUUUUGCCUGUGUGCCGAUUGUUGCUACACAGGCAACAUGUAGUCUACAUGCAUAUCUCAUAAGACUCCUCCAUACAGUCAACACGUGCCAAAACAUAAACGAUGAACUUCAGAGCUGGUUGUAACGUCUAACCAAACCGCCAUUCAAAAGUGUAAACCGGUUGGAUGUCGGUUAGGGAGAGGAAAAAGCUCUGUGGUGGAUUUAAUUGCCAAAUUGCAUAUUUACACUUGCUGGUGCAGCACCAAUGGUCACCAUUGGGCUACUUUGUUAAGAGAACUUGCUUUCUAGGAAGUUGACUGUUCCAAUUUCAUGGAAUAUUUCAACUUUGCUAACGGACUGCAGCAGCAAGGCGAGUUUGCCCUCCAGCUGUACAAUUAAGUGCCUUAACAACACUGCCGCUCUUCAAAAGACAUUGUGCGACUGAACCUGAGCUCUAAUGUUGCUCUUCCGAUGCAGUGUUGCGUUUACUGUCGCAAACGGCGAGCGGAGAAUGAAGUGAGCGAGAGCAUAAUGGAGGGAGCUUGUGAAUAGUUGAAAGGCGUGAAGAAGACUUAGCUGUGAAGGCAGUAGUGUUGUCUCUGCUUCUCUGGGCUCGAGAUGACCAACAGAAAGACUCUUUGACGGCGCAGCUGCGCCACAACAACGGCAACUGUUGCUCACUCGAUUGCUCAUCACCAUUCCGACAACCACAGCUUGACUCACAGCCCUGUUUUGACUUAGAAGUAUGAGGAGAAUCGGCCGAACAGAGAAGAAAGACAGCUGUUCAGGGAACUCUGGUAUGAACUCCAGCGCCACGCACUGUUUUAAAAGCUCUCUCGUCUUCUUCCCGUUGGACUUGUUUUCACAUGAACUGCUGAAGCCAAAUACAAGGAUUUACCAGUCAUUCUGUUAAACCUUACAAAUGGUAUGAAGUUGCACGACAACGCUUUUUUCCGCAUUUGUUUUGUGGCACUUUUUAAUUAGUGAUGUCAUCACCCACUUCCACACUGUGUUUUGGUAAAACUCAUUGUAGUUAAUGCAAAGGAAGCAACUCUGUCAUUGUCAGCUGGUCAUAUUCUCUAUUCACUGUUAAGCAAAAGGCAACCAGGUCGUUGAGUCACUUCAGGGUUGUCAUUGAAAUUCAACAUUUCAAAGUCUCUCUUCCUCUUGCCAAACGUAUUAAUUCUUUAUUUUUUUGUCAUGUACAGUUUGUUGUACCUCAUUUGCAAAGGACCAGUUAACUACGUGAUUGAUUUUAUUACUUUGUAGUCCAAAUGUUUUACAAUUAUGAAAUUUAGUGUUUUGAUUUAGCAGUCACUUUCUGUUUUACUUCGAUGAGUGUCUGAAAUACCUGCCGUUUGUUCAUUUAUUAUUGCUCUUUUUUUUUUUUACUACUUCAGUCUGUAUUUCUUGUACUGUGAAAAUGUCCUUUUCUAUGAUCAUUCUAAUUUGUUUGAGGGAAAUUUGUUCUUUUCUCAGAAGAGUAAAAACCCAUUCAUGUCAUGAAUAUUUAUGAGAAAUUAAAGUAAGUAUUUGUUAACUA